Molecule: messenger RNA, 3912 nt
Organism: Parnassius apollo (apollo)
Lineage: Eukaryota; Metazoa; Arthropoda; Insecta; Lepidoptera; Papilionidae
Source: the annotation of a GenBank genome assembly
AUGGAGGAAGAAACACUUGAAGAAAAUAUUCUGAAAUCAAGACCAUAUCAAACGCAACUUGAGGAAAUUGCAAUAAAGAAAAAUACUAUAAUAUAUCUACCAACUGGAUCCGGGAAAACAUUUAUAGGGAUACGGUUGAUAACCAGAUUUAGGAAGACAUUAAAUGGUGAAUGGGGCCAAGGUGCAAAGAGGACAUUCUUUUUGGUCAACACAGUACCAUUGGUGAAACAACAGCAAAAAUGUAUUUCCGAAUUAUCACCCGUAAAAGGUGUCGCUGGGUAUAGCGGUGAGGAUAGAGUAGACUUCUGGAACAAAAACAAGUGGGACAAUGAGCUAAGGCAGUAUCAGGUGAUCGUAAUGACUAGUCAAAUUCUCUGUGACAUGCUCACACAUAAAUACAUACACAUAAGGGACAUAAAUCUUCUAAUUUUCGACGAGUGUCAUCACGCCAUCGAUGAUCAUCCUAUGCGGAUGGUGAUGAAGCAUUUUGAGAACUGUCCAGAAGAGUAUCAACCAAGAGUACUUGGAUUGACAGCAACACUUCUUAACGCCAAUGUAAAUCUGCCCAAAGUUGAGGAAACGUUACGUCAAUUGGAAACUACUUUUCACGCAACGAUUGCUACAGUAAACGAACUCGGAGAAGUAUUAACUUAUUCAACAAAUCCCCAUGAGUUGGUAGAGUUUUAUAGCACAUAUCGGAAAACUAGCGCUGCUGAAGAGGCUACCAUACUUCUCCAGGAACUUCAGAGUCUUGUUCUUUCUGUUAAGUUGCCACAAGUGGCGUACACGCACGACGUCAAAUUGAAGAAAGGACAACAGGACAUCACGAAUGAUCCUAAAAAGAUUGUUAAACUAGUAAAGAACAUGAUAAUAUCUAUAAUUGAAUUUAUAGAUGAAUUGGGAAUUUAUGGUGCCAACAUAAGCAUUCUUGCUUACAUAAUUCUUUUAGAGCAGUUGAAGCGUAAAGCUUUGUGUCAAGAAGAAGAAUUGUUAUACAAAUUAACGAUUACACAUUUAGUUGAAGUAAGAAUGGUUUUAAUAAAAUCGAUGGGACACGAAACUGGAUAUGAGAGAAUCGUCAAACACUCAUCGGACAAAGUCAAUCAGUUGCUGAAUAUAUUAAAUGAAUACAAUCCUAAUGUCUUUCAAACAGAUGCUCCAUUGAAAGUAAACCUCUCAAGAAAACCAUUAUCUGCAAUUAUUUUCACUAAAAAAAGAUUUACUGCGAAGGUCUUGUUUAACUUACUAAAGGAUGUCAUUAAUGUAAAUCCUCAGACAUUUGGCUUUUUGAAACACGAUUUUAUCGUAGGCUUUAAUGUAAAUCCAUAUAACAACACAAGAGAGCAAUAUUUUACAAAGAAGCAAAGUCAGCAAGGGCUUUUAAAGUUUGCUAACAAAGAUCUCAACUGUCUUAUAUCUACAAGUGUUAUAGAAGAGGGCAUUGACAUUCCUCAAUGUCUUUUGGUGUUGCGAUUCGAUCCACCUUUAGAAUACAGAUCGUACAUUCAAAGCAAAGGUCGCGCAAGGAACCCGGAAUCUGCCUUUGUGAUAUUAGUAGAAGAGAAAAAUAGAACAAAGUUUAUGAACCAGUAUAAGGAAUUUCAAAAAGUCGAACAAUACAUACAAAAGAUGUUAAUAGGCAAGGCGGAUUUUAGAGAUGCGCCAACAGAACGAGAAAUUCAGAAAAACCUAUACGAUGACGAAGACAUUCCACCCUAUAUUACGGAAUAUGGCAACCGCCUGUCAUGUACAUCAGCCAUAAGUUUACUCAGUCGUUAUUGCUCAAUAUUGCCACACGAUCAAUUUACCCUCAUUACGCCAAUGUGGAUUCAAGAAAAGGAUAAAUUAUACCGAAAGAUUACCAUAUUAAUGCCUUUGAGUUGCCCGUUAAAGGAUCCAAUUAUGGGCGAUCCAAUGACAGAUUUGAAAAAUGCUAAGCGUUCUGCAGCGCUGAAAGCUUGCAUAAGACUGCAUCAAAUAGAAGAAUUAGAUCGGAUUACGCUGUUACCAAGGAAAUAUGGCAAAGUCGAUUUCGACCUUCCUGACGUUAAGCAGUGUUUCCUUAACUGGCCCUGGGAAAAUAAUGAAGAUGAAGCCGCAGAUGCACCAGCAGUCGGUUCUAAAAAAAGAAUACGGAAGCAUUUGAAAGUGUGUCCAGAAGUUUUAAAUGGUCAGAGUAAUUGGAAUUCCGGUCAACAGAAGUUCUAUCUUCACAUCAUAGAGUUAAAAACAGCUUUCGACGAACCAAAGGACUCCCGCGAGCGCGCAUUAUAUAAUCUUCUUCAAAAAGGAGAGGGCUACGGAUUUCUGACUGCACAACCUUUGCCCAAAAUAUGCAAUUUCCCAAUGUUUCUUUCUGUGGGUGAAGUGACUACUUCAAUUAAACUUAAUUACGCUGUCAUUCCGUUAGAUUUGGAGUUGUUCGAGUGUGUUAAACAGUUCCACUUCUUUAUUUUCGAUCAAGUACUUGAAGUGGCAAAAAAGUUCGUAGUUUUCGAUGGUACCAAAAACUGCCUAUAUGUGGUACCAGUCAAAAUUAGCGAUGGAUAUGACAUCGAUUGGAAUGUUAUACUGGAUUACCAUGAAGUACCACCAGUUGCGGUACCGUCCGUAGAGAUACGUAAAUCAAUAAGGGUGACAAACGAAAAUUACAAAUAUCACGUCGUUUCUCCGUGGUAUCGCGCCACUAUUUUCCCAGACAGAUACAUUGUCUCAAAUGUGCUAGAACACAUGACCCCACAGUCUUGCUUCGAAUCUAACGCAUUCGAGACCUAUGCGGACUAUUACCGCAGUAAAUAUAACUUAGAAAUUGAAGGCAGCAAAGACCAGCCGUUGCUUGAGGUACGAAACAUCAACACACGAAUGAACUGCUUAAUGCCAAGGUCCGCUACAAUCAGCGCUUUUACAGAGAAACAGCGGAAAUUAGUAUCUGCCGCACAGGGCGACGAUAAACCAAAGUUCAUGGCAGAAUAUUUUAUUCCCGAAUAUUGCAUCAAAUACGACUUCCCCGGGGUGCUGUGGUACAAGGCAAUUUUGCUGCCGAGUAUUAUACACAGAGUUGUGAUGUUACUAACCGCCGAAGAACUUCGCGUUGAAAUAGCUAAAGCCACUAAAUACGGACAGCUUGUAUUGGCCAAAGAUGAGAAGUGGCUGCCAAUAGAGGUGGAUCUGCAAGUUGCAGUGAAGUCAUUACUAUCUCAAGUUGAAAGUCCUGAAGGUCAAAUAGGGGCUUUGAAAAACACUAUUGACAGGAUCAAUAAUCCAAUAGACGAAGCGGCCCGCAAACCUUUAAAAAUAAUCACAAUGAAGGAUAGUGUCUAUCAGUUGCAAAAACAGAAGAUUAACAGAGAAUUUCCAUGGGAGGAAGACAAGGAGCCGAUCGAUAUCGAGCGCAACCUGUCAACGGUGACCGUUAUGGACAUAGAAUGCUAUGACGAGUUCAUCACAGGACCUAUGUACUCUAACCCUGACAAAGCAAUAGUUCUGUCACCACCUAGGACCGUGCCAACUUCAGGCGCCCUUCUCCCGCCACCGAUCAAAUAUAAAGAAAAGAUUGAACUUCUUAAAAAGCAGCCCAUUGGCCGUGGUCCGGAAUUAAGGGAAAUCCUGACCGCCCUCACUACAAUCAAUUCGCACGAUACCUUUAAUUUGGAACGGGUGGAGACCUUAGGUGAUUCGUUCCUUAAGUUUGCCGCAAGCUUAUAUCUCUACCACAAGUUCCCUAAGUUGAAUGAAGGCCAGCUUACGAAUAUUAAAUCCCGCCUUAUUGGAAACAGGAAUCUUUACUAUGCUGGUGAAAAAGCGCGAUUGGCCGGUCGCAUGAAGGUUGAGCAGUUCAGUCCAAAAACUGAUUUCGUCGUACCAGGUUUCUUUGCGCCACAAGCAGUGAAGAAUUUUAUUGAAAAUGCUCAG